GUUUGCGAUCGACCGCUGCGAAUGAAGCACGUGUGUGCGCGUAGGGCUAUGCUGUUUCGGCCCUUUUCGAAAGCUCGCGUACGCGCGUAUGUUGUGUUUGGGAGUGUUUAGAUAGCUCUUCCGUUACAACACCGUACCGGAGCGGCUCGACUUGUUUGUCCGCCAGCGACUAAAAUACUACAGCGAGACGAAACUGUGCGUCACAACAAAUCACAUGCCAAGUGUUAAUAAGAAAGUAAAAAGCUUAAAAAAUAGCACAUGUUUUCUUAUGGUAGGAAAAAUCGUGAAAACGUACGAUCGAUUUUUGUUUGCUUCCUUUGCCGUGUUCUGUGCGUUUCCUGCCAGCUUACCGCCACUCGUAACCCGUCAAGGUUACGCCUAAAUGGGGGGAAAAGACCGGCAAAAUGUUGAGAAUUGAAAAUUAGGUAGUGUCCUUCAGUGUGUAAAGCAAAACCCCCUCGAAAAAAAAAAGUAUGCGAAGAAAAUCAUCUCCAUUUAAUGCUCAAUGCCGGUGUGGGGUUUAGCCUUCUCAAAAAUACGGAACGCAUUAACGCUUUUCGAAUGUGUGGAAUCGAAAUUGAGAGUGGUGAAUGGUUUUGUGUUUUGGAAAAAGGAAGGGAAAACAACAAACCAUUACCGCUCGACAUCGUGACAGUGCUUUGCUUUAAUUAAUAUAAUUUUAUGCCCGGUCGGUGUGUAAAGUGUUAACGCGUUUGUUUGUGUGUGGUUGUUUCUGUCUCGUCUAGGCCAUUCAAGUUCGCCCAUUUAUUACCAUUAGUUUGCGUAACCAGGGAAAAAUAUUACAAUUACGACGACGCUACUGCUCAUCUUCUUCAGCCCAAGUGCUCAAUCACGCGCAACUGUUGCAACGUGCAGGCUGUUGUUUGUAAAACGGAAACGGAUUAACCAGCCGUGGAACCGGUCUCCCAGUACUUGAAAAGAACAGUGAAGAAAUCAUCAUAAUCUGCUUAACGGACGCCUCAAACUUCAAAUAAUAUGCUCCCGCAAUGAAAAUAACAAUUCGGCGUGAAACUGGAUCAUCAUCGCUUUGCCAACACACAACCAUCUUAAGGGACCAGUGCAUUAGAGAAAGCCCUAGACAAUGAAACGACACAAACCCUCGCGACGGAAUGUACAUUCGGAAAAGACUUGCAGUGUUGCAGUGCAUGUACGUGUGCUUUCGUUCGUUACCAACCCAUAAAGUGUCCACCGGCUGAGAGAGUGUGUCUGUGUGUGUGUGUGUGUAAUCAGCAAAACAGUGCCCAUUUCCGUUCCACCCACCGUAAGAUGCCGUGGGGUUGCCUCUGUUCAAAGGAGAAAAAACGGCCCCAAAUCAGCAGUCCGAUACUGAACCCGGAGGAUACUCAGAAGCUUCAGUUGCUUCCCGCCGUUAGACUUCCGUUGCUAUCGGACGCGGAGAAACUCGAGCAACGGUUGCUGGCCCCGCACCCAAACGCCGACUUCGACAACGAAAGCAGCGAAGAAACGCAACCUCCGAACGAUGCCGGUCGUGAUCGACUCCAGCAGCAGCUGCUCCAAAAGUCACGUCUCAAGUCCUCGAACCUCAAGAGCACAACCUACACCCGCAACACCGAAAACGACAAGCUAACACGGCACCUCAACACCGUCAAGUUCAGCUUCGAUGAACCCGUACCGCAGAAGCCAGACGGUGCGGGCAAACCUCUCCGGAAGUCGUCCGAACGGAGCGAACCACCGCCGAAACCAGAUCGUAGGAUAACCUCAACGGCAACGCAACAGAUUGUGGUGAAGCUACCGGACACGGCUGGGAAUGUUUCGCUGGAACACCCCGCAGCGGAUGAGAUCGAUUGCAAUGGCAAUGGGAACUAUGACAUUGUCCCGACGAUUAAAAUCAGUGACAAUGGUGUCCAUGGUGCUGAGCUGGAAGGACGCACGGAAAACAAAGCACAGGUGGAUGAGAACAAGAACGAAAUCCUCGUGCCGGGCAGUAGCGAGGGCAGCAUACCGUUCAUCGAUGAGGAUCCGACGCAGAUAUUGAGACAGCUGAAUGCGAACCCACAGCGAGGUCAAAACUUUCAUGACGCUCGUAUCAUCACGCUCACACCAAAGAACGUUGGCUCCGAGGCAACACGGACGGCAGCAGCAGCAGCAGCAGCAACAGCAGCCGCGGCGACGGCUGCAGCUAGUGAGCAAGUGCACCGGGAAGCUCAGUUGCGCCUGUUGGCAGACACCAAAAAGUUUACUCGCUUUCUCGUGGAACCACCGCCGGUCGUGACUGUCGAGACGGUUAAGUUUACGCACAUUUUCCAAAUUCUACCACCAGCGUACGAUCGGUUGUGCCAGCAGUGUCAUAAAGCGCUCCAUCUGGACAUUGGACUGCGGUGUGUGGUGUGUGAUUUUACCUGCCAUCAGCAGUGCGUGAGGCUCGAAAAGAAAAAUGGCCGAGAAGAGGAACAGCAGCAGCAGGCAAUCAACAAGUACAAUUCGCUUCCCUUGCAUGCGAUCAACGCUCAGCAGCAACAGCAGCAACAGCAACCUAGGCCAGCCACCAACCUGAACCAUGUAAAUAACAACCAUUACCAUAAUUAUUCGCUUCAACCGUACUACAACCGGCAGCCACAGCAGCAUCAGCAGUCACCGCAUCAGCAUCACUCGUAUCCUGUCGCACGGAUCGCCGAAGAACCGUCGUACCAGUCGCUGCGGCUCAACUACGUCACCGAGCGGAUACUCGCGUCAACCUUACCGGCCCGGCGGCUUCAGAAUGGUUCGUCGUCACCGCACGCCUCCAACGGUUCGCUGCCGGCCGAUGAGCACGAGCGCGAACUCAUCAGCAUGCUGGAGCAGAAGCAUAAGCAGAACUACCGGAUACUGGACCUGGAGUCGCGUCUCGUCAACAUCACGCUGGAGAAGCUGUGCGAGCUGUGCAAAUACAUCGAUUCCUGGCUGGGCAGCGGCAAGGAAAAGAUCGUCGUUCUGCAGGACAGGGAAGAUAAACAUCGGCUCGGGACGGCGAUCGCCGCUUACCUGCAGUAUCAAAAAAUCUGCGGCUCAAACAUUCCGCAGGCUGGUGGCCACUCGAAGAGUUCCCUUUCGCCCGGCGGUUCCACGGAUAAUGGGCGCAAAACACCAACCUGGUUGGAUUUGGACAUCUUCUCGAUGCAAAAGUUUCUCGAAUCGUUCGCCAAUCCACUGCGCAUUCCUUCCCACAAAAGAUACAUUCAAUACUUCUCCGGGCUGCUGUCGGGUGUGAUCAAGUUGAAUUCGUCCUCCUUCUUCCUGAAAGCGAUACGGGUCGAAUCUCCGCCAUGUUUGCACUACCGUGCCAUAACCGUCAACAGCGAGUGGCGCAGCUUCAUCAAAAUCUUCGAAGGCGUCCGGUGCCUGUUCACGUCCGACAUCUACGUCAUACCGAUCACCACGCGGCACUUCAUCUACGAGAUCAAGCACCCGCUACGGUUGCGCGGUGACAUCCUGGUCCGGUGCUACCAGAUCAUACCAAAUAACAACAAGGCGACGUACGAGAAGGAGCUGAUCGCGUCCGUGCAAUUUCACACAUGUGCCAUAACCGAAAAGGAAGUACAAUUCAAGAAGGGAGAUCUAGACUGGGCGUGCGAUGAUGAGCGCUUCUCGGCGGAACAUACGAUGACGUUCUGUUUCGACACCGUACCGAACGAGCGGCCCAUGAUUCUCGUCUUCCAGGAUCCACUCGUAAGGAUAGAACCGAUCGCGGAGAAUGGUGAUCAUCUGGAAACGAUCAAUGAAGAUGAGUCCGGCCAUACGCAAGGUCCGCUGGAUGGAUCACUGUACGCGACCAUACUGAAGAGCCCAAAGUCUCCGACCGCACCGCAUCUCAUCUCACCGCCGGCCGAGUUCAGCAACGGCAAAUCGCUGCUGCUGAACGGCACCGGUCCACCGCCAGUGCCGGAACGUUCCAAGACACCUAACUCGAUCUAUCUGAGCCACAACGGGACGCCGCGCAGUACGCCCGUACCGUUCGCAGUGGCACCACCGCCACCGGCGAGUCCCGCACUCGGGAACGGGGACGUGAAGUAUGCGCUGAACGAGAGCAAGAGCUCAGCGACCAGCGUUAGGACCGUGUCCUCCAGCUACGGCUCGUAUCAAAGUCCGGGUGCGCCCGACGGUAGUGGAAGUCCCGGCGUGACACUAGCGUCCAGCGGCAAGACACGGCCCUCCGCCACGCAGGUCGAUGGCCGCGAGUCGGUGCGCAGUCCGCUGACGGUGUCCAUGGACUCGGGCAUCUCGAGCAGUGGCCCAGUUAAUCGUCGCAUACAGGGAUCCAGCGUUUCGCCGUCAAGUUUUCCGAGUCCGCAAGCUAGUCCGCAAGAUGAUCGUCAUCGGGAGCUGGACGACCUGCUGUCCGAUAUGAUGCUAACCGUGCAGGGCAUCCCGGACGUUGGCCAAAAAGCAGACCAAACAAACCAUCACCAAUCCCAGCAGCAACAGCAGCAGCAGCAUCAUCAUCAUCACCAUCAUCAGCAGCAGCAUCAGAAUCCGAACGAUCACUUCGUCAACACCAACACCGACACGAUCAAGCGUUCGCACUCGGCCCAGCUGCCGCCGGUAACGACGCGCGAGGACAACCGCUCACGUACGCCCUUAACGGUGAGUGACUACUCCCCAUCGGCAGCAGCAGCAGCAGCAGCGGCAGCGGCCGCGAAAGAGCGCGAGCUGCUCAUGUACGAAACGUCCAGCACCACGACGACACUCACGCCGCCCCCGAGCGAGAGCGGUCGCGAAACGCCACUGCUGAGUGCCUACGCAUCGGGCGGCGGUACGAUUCGCGAACGCGACCUGCAAAAUAUAAAUAACAAUAAUCUGACGCCAGCCGAGCGCGAGCUCAUCAUGAGCGUGCAGCGCCAUCAGCAUCAGUCGCUUGCGUAUCCUCGACCGGCACGGUCGACCACGGGAGCAUCGGAACGGUUUACCUCGGACGACGACGACGACCUGCUCGGGGGCGGAAGCAGCGGUGGCCAGAUCCCGUACCACGCCCGGGAAGACUCGCGACCGUUCACGUACGGCAACAUACCGGCCAGCGGGACACCGCAGCAUCCGCCGGCCGCCACCAUGAUCAAGAUGCAGUCGGGCCUGUCGAGCCCGUCGAUGGUGCGGAAGGCGCUCGGUACGCCGACGGCCGGCCGCAAAACGGCCACCCUGCCGCGCAACGACUUCGAGGAAAUGUUGCGCGAACGGCGCGAAAAAGUGCUCAGUGAAAAGUACACGAUCGGCGAUCAGUCGCCGGGUGGCGGCACGGGCGGCAUCAUGGUCAGCGACACCAUCAACAACAACAACAGCAGUGCCGGUGAUGGUCGGUGGACGUACCAGCAGCAUCACACCGUGAAGACGGUCACCACGCAGGGUGCGGGCACGACGCCCAACGGCUACCCGGCCCACGAACCGCUCAAGCGGUCCAACACCAUGGACGGUAGCUUCGGGCGUCAGUUCUCCAACGAAGGAAUAUCCGGUCAGUCAUGGCUGCAGCUUCAGCAGCAAAAGCUACGAGCACGUCGGGAGCAGCAGCGGCGAGAACAUUCGAAUAGUUUUAGUUACAACUACGGCAGUCCGGCUUUCCCGACCGGCGAAAACGUCUACAGCACAACGCAUCGGCGAAGCCAGACACUGUCGCCGGUACGGAACGAUCGGAACUAUCACACGCUCACGACGACCAGGACCCACUCGACGGAGCGUCCGUUUGUGGCGGUACAGCGAGCUCACGAAAAUGCGAAGCUCCAGACAAUUGGGAAUGCACCACUCUCCAUUUUGAAUGCCUCACCGCACGGUCACAUUGCACAAGCACAAACACAAGCCUCCUCACCAUCGCCGUCGUCCACGCACACGACGGUGUCGUCCCCAUCGCCGGCCCCACCGUCGACCGGCAACUCGGUAUCGAUCACGCACCACCACCACCAUCAUCAUCAGCAGACGGUCAAUGGAAGUAGUAGUGCGGCCGGUAGCCCAGUCAAUGGUCAGCAACACCCAGCAACGCCACAACAGCAUCGGCACAUCAACGGCAAUGACGCUCACUAUCAGUCGCAGCAGCAGCAGCUCAACAGCAGCCUGAACGGUAGCAGUGGACUAUUGUCCCUCGCCGACCAGGACCACUCAACUCCGAAACACGGACAGGUUCGAUUGGAGUCCGAACAGAUAAUAUUCAGUAACAUAAACAGUCUGAAUAAUCUCGAUAACUGCGAAAAGCUCAAUAACCUGCUAAACGAAAUAACCAACAGUGCGGCGGCUGUGGCGUCCGUCGCGUCGUCGGAACCGCCGACCCAGACCGUGGCAAGCGCGGAAAGCCAAGCAUGCAUUAGCCCUAACACUACUACUUCCAGUGUAACUACCAACAGCUCGUCUUCAUCCUCCAUGUCCGCUAGCAAUAAUAGUGCAAGUCUCAUUAAUCACAACACCCAUCACGUAAUCGACUCGUACCAUCAUCAUCACCAUCAUAAACUACAUCAAGCGUCGGAGUACUGUCACCGAAAUGGGCACACGGCGCCGGGAGAACAGGAACCGAUGGAACUGUCCUCGCCGGACGGUAGUGUCGAUGAGAAACCGUUCACUCAGCCGGCAACGAUCGAGCGAAGGAAUGGUCACGCGAACGACACCUCCGUGAAUGUGAUCGGGCAUGGGCAGCUUGCGUUGGAUAAGCUGCUCGCCUCACUAGCGCUCGAAAGUGACGUUACGGAAGAGCAUUUGGCCAAGAUAGACGGACGCACCAACAACACCACCAACACCGGCAAUGGUUGCUAUCCGGAGCAGCGGCCCACGGCCAACUUUCAUCCUUCGAGCGAACUGUCCGACGUGUUGGCAAAUUUGGCCGAGUACGAUCUAAACGAAACGCAGCGCAAUGGCAACCUGUACCACUAUCAGCAACAUCAACAGUCCGCCUCCUCGUCCGUUGAUACCGCGAAUGGCAAUUACCGGCACUAUCCGGCCCACGGGCUAGCAGACUUGGUGAACGGUUACACGCUAAGCAACGGUCACCACCAACAGCCCGGCCAACCGCCGCGCAGUACCAGUCGAAGUAGCAACGAGACAGGAGUUGCUCAGCAGUCGUCGUCGCCGCAGCAACACCAGUCACAGAACGGCUCCCCAAACGUACAGCAGCAACAGCAGCAACAUCACCAUCAUCAUCCCCAUCAUCCGUUACUAAUGAAUAACCAUGUGCGACGCAUUGCUUCCGAAACCGACAGUACCAUCUCAUCCAUUUCGCCUAGCUUAUCCGAACGCAGCAAUGCGAUCUCUUGGUGCGAUCAGGCACGCGAAGAGUCCUUCUCAUCGUACCGCUCGGAGACGGAACCGGACAACUCACCGAUGGGUGGAUCACCGCGCCCCGAAACGCCGGCCUUCCCUGUAACGCCACGCACACCGUACGGGCUGAGCAAUGGUACCUCCAGUCCCGCUCUACCGCCCAAGAGUCCGACAUCACAACGAAAAAAUGUGCUAUACAAACAUCUCGAAAAGCUUGCGCUUGCCAAAGCUUCCCUCUUUCAGUGCGUUGCACCGGUCCUUGAGAAACGGACCCAGGGAUGUACUUUUUACUAUAACAAGGACCUGUUCAGUGGUGGCAACCAGCGAACGCAAGAGCUUAUCAACCAGAACGAAACCCUCUCCUGCUAUACGUCGCGCCGCAAUUCAACCACCUCGAACGCGAACAGCGAACCGCAGGAGGUGGCCCCGCAGUUUGUGAAGUUUGCCCGCGACUCAUCCAAAUACUGGUACAAGCCAAAUAUUAGCCGCGAGGAAGCGAUCGCACUGCUGCGCAAUGCGGCACCCGGCACGUUCAUCGUGCGCGAUUCGACCACGUUCGCCAACGCGUACGGGUUGGUGGUGAAGGUGAACCAUCCACCGCCCGGUGUCCAGUACACUGGGCCGAACAGUGAGGAGCUCGUGCGGCACUUCCUGGUGGAGCCCACGAUCCGGGGCGUCCGGUUGAAGGGCUGCGCCAACGAGCCCGUGUUCACCUCACUGUCUGCGCUGGUGUAUCAGCAUUCGAUUACACCGCUAGCCCUGCCGUGUCGGUUGAUCAUCCCAGAUAUGGACCUUCAACAAAUGGAGCAUCAAACACCGGCGCAGCAGCAGUUGCUACAGCAAGGUGCAGCCUGCAAUGUGCUGUAUUUGUUCACCUGCGACACCGAGUCACUCACAGGACCACAAGCAAUAAGGAAGGCAGUCAGUUCGUUGCUUGCGCUACGACCUCUUCCGAAACCAACGCAAGUGCACUUCAAGGCCUCACUGCAGGGCAUUACACUGACCGACAACACGCGACAGUUGUUCUUCAGACGGCACUACCCAUCGAACAAUGUGUCGUUCUGCGCUCUCGACCCGGACGAUCGUCGAUGGAGCAUUCAGUCGACUACCGGGGAUAUUCCCGCUACAAAGCGUAUGUUCGCGUUCGUUGCGAAGCGAUCGCCCUCGUCGGCAGACAACCAGUGUCAUGUGUUCUGCGAGCUGGAACCAACGCAACCGGCGGCGGCCAUCAUACAGUUCGCCAACAAGGUGCUGACCGGUACCAGCCAGCAGCCAGCCGUUACCAGAGCAAUCUAAUAGAGGGCGCACAUGUAGCCGCCGCCCUAUCUAUCACUGUCUCUCACACAAACGCGAGCGUAUAUAAGCGAAGAAACAAACAAAAAAAAGCAAUAACAAGUAGUAGAAGGAGUAAAUUUUACUAAUAAAAAGAAAAAGCGAAAAUAUACACACAAACACACACGUACACCGCAUUAUUAACGUCCCAGCUGAGGAGGGUUAACGUUUUAACACACACGCAGCCGCACAAAGUUGAGGGCGCACAUGUGCAAUGAUUAAGCAAACAGAAAAAAAAGGAUACUAAAAUACUUAAUUCGGUGUUUUUAACGGGUUUGGGGAUGGAUCCGGUCGUCAGUAAGGCACGCGGGAUCCAAGACCGGAGUUUUUCACGGUUUCCCUGUGUGCGUGCGGACCCCCCGCCCGGCCCGUUAACAACACCAGGCAAAAAGCAACCGCCAACUACCAUAUUUUUAUCGUGUAAUUCGUGUAAUUAUUACUUAUUAUAAUUUAGCCAUACACCGUGUAGUGAGACACGGGGGGAUGGCGAUAACACUUCCCUCCCCGUGUGUGUAACCCUAGUUUCGUCAUGCAUGUGUUACAGUAUGUGUUGAAAAAAAAAGCAAAAUGGAAGCCGAUUAGCUUUCGCCGUCUAACGUCUGUCUAUCACUCACUCAACUCUCGUCGUAUAUGUACACUACUUCUUCUAGGCCCGAUCGGCGGAUAGAUCUGCAAGGAUACAGUUAACGGCCGUUUUUGAGUUAGAGCGAGAGAGCCCGAAUCGUCGUAAACCACUAACACACGCCUAGCACAACGACGGUGGACGACUUCGAUAAAGCCCACUCUGUAAGGCACUCAAAACGUUGUUAGAUAGUUGUGUGAAAAUAUAGAACCGAGAAAACCGAAACCCAGGGCCGAAAGCAUAUUUCAGUGUUAAAAGCGCCAUCACACUCUCACACACUACUGUUUGGGGUUCGUAUAAUCGUUCGUAUAUCCGAAGCGGGCAUCGAGUGGGUCGAGCCUUUCCAAGCUACUACUGCUGCUGCAUGCCGUAUGCCUUAACGACUAACGAAACAAACAGCACUAAUACAAACACGCUCGUAUUAACAACGAUCCGAACACUCUAUGCCGUGUUCGGUCCCUCUUCUUGCCUUUAAGUGGUUAGCACAAAAAGCUUUUGAAAAUUUAAAUUCUUUUUUUCCCACAAUCGUAGCUGUUCUCCUGUGUUCUUACUUGCAAUUUUAAUUCGAUGAAAGCAAUUAUUUUUAAUUAUUUAUUCCUUUAAUUGGAAAAAAGCGAAAAAGUAUAGAUUGUUGCAAAAUUACUUAACACAUACAUACGCGAUAUUGUAGUAUGAUUUUUUUUUCGCUUUGCGUGCUUUCGCUGGCAAAGGUAGGAAAAAGAAGGAACGUUGUUAAUGAAAAAAAAAACUUGACAUUUGUAGUAUUACAAAACGAACGACUAAGUGUGGCUCGUAACGGCAAUAACAUUUUACGGCUGCACUUAAUGAUGAUUGUUAGCGAAAAACUGAACCGAAUCGAACCUAACCCACACACACUUUCAAAACGUUCUAUCGUGUAGAGGGAUGGGCAGUAUUAUAUGAAGCAAAUGGUCAGUUAAAUUUUGAUACCCACGCGUGCCUCAUCGCAAAAUGGAAAAAAAUGAUCCAGUGAGAUUAGAAGAAACAGCAAUAAAACAUAUAUCAAAAGAUCAACCUCACAACGUUAGAAAGCAAUACGAAAGAGAAUGAAACACACACACUCACACUUUCAAGCAGUUCAAAAACGGAUUAACCUGAAACGUAGAAAAGUGGGUUUGCAUUUUUACGGGCAAGCAUAACAAAUCAUUCAAAGGUUUCUCUUCCUCUCUUAAGGCACCGAGCCGAACCGAAAUACUUUGAACUAAUUAAGUAAAAACUUGAUCGCAAACGGAAGGCAAAAAGCAAAGAAACGAAAACAAAAAAACGCGAAGAAAACACUACUAGUCGUUGUUAGAAAGUGUAAGACAGAAGAAAGCAAUAGGAAACGUAACAAAAAGAAAACCUCCCCCCUCUAGUGCAAAGCAGUUAAACACAACGCACAAGAUAGAUGGAUUUAUGUUUGUUGUUUUGUUUAGUUAAACCAAAAGGUUUCGUUUUCCCCUGUUUUUGUAGAACUUUCCUUUACGAGAUGGUUUAUGUUAACUUUUUCUCCUUUCUUCCUUCCCGAUUUCGUUUACAUGCGGAAAAUGAUCACUUUCUUAAAUUAUUUCUAAUAUAGUAACUUAAAUUAUUCUAUCGCAAUAGAAUGUUUUAUCGAUUAGCUGUCGAAAUUUCUGUUGCCUUUACUACACGAGGCCGGCACAUGCGAAGCCGGUGAUCUUACUCACACAAAUCAUCACUAUUAACCGUAUGUAUGAAAAACACACACACAUAUACACACGCAUGAUUCGAUUAAUAACAAACAAUUGUACAUAGUUACAGUGAAUUUCAUGAAAUAAUAAACAAUCACUACGAACAGCGAA
Molecule: messenger RNA, 11019 nt
Organism: Anopheles stephensi (Asian malaria mosquito)
Lineage: Eukaryota; Metazoa; Arthropoda; Insecta; Diptera; Culicidae
Gene: by
Product: tensin-1
Exons: 23
Coding region: 1288-8541 (2417 amino acids)
Molecular function (GO): protein binding
Source: RefSeq, a predicted model, not a curated record